CAGGAGGAGCCGAACGCCGACAGAAAAGAGCGAUUCAAAGAAAGACAUGAACGCCGCUCGGAUGCGCGGAUCGCGGCUUUGAAUCGCGGCGGAGGAGACUCUCGAGCGGCUCGCGUGAAGCUCCGGAGGCGGACUGAAAGGGUGUCGAGUCCGCGGACACAGCCAGACCCUCCAGAAGACACCGAGAGGGACAGCGCCAGGCUUGGUAUGUUAUUGGAGAGACUGACUCUGCACUGGCAGCCUCUUCCAUGUUAAUGUAAUGGAAACGCUCUUUGGUCGCCCCCGGUAGCAUCUGAAAUGCAUCAGCGGAAAUAUAUCAGCAACUCCCAUGGCUAAUUGUAUCAAGCGGUGGUGGCUUGAGCUUGCCAGUGGAUGCACUCAAGAGCCGGGUGCCCUGCCAUGCCCAGCGCCAUGCUAAAGCAGCACACUCAUAAUAACAAGGAGCACUCAGUUCAACCAGAGGGAAAGCUGUGGAAAAAGCUGGUGGAAAAUCUAUGCAGCGCUAAGGACGGCCAGACUGCGGCCCGCUUUGUGAGAGGCACAUUUUUGGCCGACGGAAUGGAUGUUCGAAUUUGCUGCCGGCCUCUGUUGGAGUUGAAAAUGUGAGGGGCCGAAUGAGGGGACCCCUAUGAAGAGGAGGAAUAGGUGGAACAGCAGCACUAUAUCAAAAUGGCCCAAACCAGUUUGCUGCAGGGGAAGCGCUUUUACUGCCGGGAGUGGGUCUUCCAUAAGAUCCAGCAUUGCCUCCAGGAGAAAACCAACAACCUCAAUGGGGUGACCAGCACUCCCAGUAAGCAGCCCCCGCUGGCGCCCGGCGGCGUUGCGUCCAACCCCGGCACCCUGACGUCAGGAUCUGCAAAGUCGGGUACCUCCUGGGGGGUGCUGCUGGUCGGCGGGCCGGGAAGCGGGAAAACUGCGGUGUGCACGGAGCUGCUGUGGCCCACGUCGGCCCAGGGGACGCAACGGGGUCUGCACCAGCAGAGCCUGGCUUUCCACUUCUGCCGGGCGGACGACUCGGACACGCUGUGCGUCGGCGGGUUCAUCCGGGGUCUGGUGGCUCAGAUCUGCCGCGGCGGGCUGGUGCCGGGCUACGAGGAGAAGGUGCGCGACCCAGCUGUGCAGAGCACUUUGCAGCCUGGAGAGUGUGAGAGGAACCCCACGGAGGCUUUCAAGAGAUGUGUCCUCCUGCCUCUGCUGAGCGUCAAGCCUCCUCAGCAGUCCGUCUUCCUGCUGGUGGACUCCAUCGACGAAGGCUGUCAGCUGGGCGAGGGGGAGCAGAGGUCCUCCCCCGGCUCCCCCAGGACCAUCGCCGAGCUCCUGGCCAGUCACCACGAGUUCCUGCCUCCCUGGCUGCUUCUCAUCUGCUCCGCCCGGCGACAGAACAAGGCCAUCACCAAACUGUUCACAGGAUUCCGCAAAAUCAGCCUUGAUGAUCUGCGCAAGGCCUACAUUGUAAAGGAUGUGCAACAGUACAUCCUCCACAGGCUGGACCAGGAGGAGGCCCUGAGGCAGCACCUGACCAAGGAGACAGCCGAGAUGCUCAACCAACUCCACAUCAAAAGCAGUGGCUGUUUCCUCUACCUGGAGCGUGUGCUGGAUGGCGUGGUGGAGAACUUUAUCAUGCUUCGUGAAAUCCGUGACAUCCCCGGCACUCUCAAUGGCCUCUAUCUGUGGCUCUGCCAGAGACUAUUUGUCAGAAAACAGUUUGCCAAAGUCCAGCCCAUCCUUAAUGUAAUCCUCGCCACUUGUAGGCCACUCACGGUCAAGGAACUGUACCAUGCAGUCUGGACCAAAAACAUGACACUGACUAUGGAAGAGUUUCAGAAAAAGAUGGACAUUCUCUCCAAGCUGUUGGUUGAUGGCCUUGGGAGUACUAAAAUCCUUUUUCACUACAGUUUUGCAGAGUGGCUACUGGAUGUUAAGCAUUGCACCCAGAAGUACUUAUGCAAUGCAGCAGAGGGACAUAGGAUGUUGGCCAUGAGUUAUACUUGCCGGGCAAAGCAGCUCAAACCACUUGAAGUGCAGGAAUUUGCACUGCACCUUGUCAAUUCCAAUCUGCAGAUUGAGCCAUUUAAUCUGGCUCUUUGGAUGGUUUGGAAUGGAACUCCUGCUAAAGACUCUCUGACCACCUCCAUACCAAGAGAACAGGAGGUCCUGCAACUUUUGGUCAAAGCUGGAGCUCAUGUAAACAAUGAGGACGACCAUGCGUCAUGUAUUGUGCAACAGGCCCUCGAAAGAGAGGACUCGAUACGGACAUUACUUGACAACGGGGCAUCUGUGAACCAGUAUGACUCCAGUGGGAGAACUCUGCUGGCCAACGCUGCAUACAGUGGAAACCUUGAUGUGGUCAACUUGCUAAUAUCUAGAGGGGCAAACAUGGAGCUGGAAGACAACCAUGGACAAACGGCACUUACUCUGGCUGCGAGGCAGGGCCAUACUAAGGUGGUCAACUGCCUAAUUGGUUGCGAGGCCAACAUAAACCACACAGAUCACGAUGGAUGGACGGCACUACGCUCAGCAGCUUGGGGCGGACAUUCAGAGGUUGUAUCUGCUCUGCUGUAUGCUGGUGCCAAAGUGGACUGUGCUGAUGCUGAUGGUAGAACUGCUUUGAGAGCUGCUGCUUGGGGAGGCCAUGAAGACAUAGUGUUGAACCUUCUUCAGCAUGGGGCUGAGGUCAACAAGGCAGACAAUGAAGGAAGAACAGCUCUCAUUGCUGCAGCAUACAUGGGACACAGAGAAAUCGUUGAGCACCUCUUGGAUCAUGGGGCUGAAGUUAAUCAUGAAGAUGUGGAUGGAAGGACUGCCCUUUCAGUCGCUGCUCUCUGUGUUCCUGCAAGUAAAGGCCAUGCUUCUGUUGUGAGCCUUCUGAUUGACAGGGGAGCAGAGGUUGACCACUGUGAUAAAGACUGCAUGACUCCCCUCCUUGUGGCUGGCUAUGAAGGACAUGUCGAUGUAGUUGAUCUUCUUUUGGAAGGUGGGGCUGAUGUGGAUCACACAGACAACAAUGGUCGUACUCCGCUUCUUGCUGCUGCAUCAAUGGGCCAUGCCUCUGUUGUCAACACAUUACUUUUUUGGGGCGCUGCUGUGGAUAGCAUUGACAGUGAGGGAAGGACUGUGCUGAGCAUUGCAUCUGCUCAGGGUAAUGUGGAGGUGGUCAGAACUCUGCUGGACAGAGGUCUGGACGAGAAUCACAGGGAUGAUGCAGGCUGGACCCCGCUACACAUGGCUUCAUUUGAGGGCCACCGGCAAGUGUGCGAUGCCCUUAUUGAGCAAGGUGCUCGUUGUACAGAGGUUGAUAACGAUGGUAGAAUACAGCUGAUAUUAGCUGCACAAGAGGGACACUAUGACUGUGUGCACAUUCUUCUGGAAAACAAGUCAUGCAUUGACGAGAGGGGAUAUGAUGGAAGGAAUGCUCUCAGGGUGGCUGCGCUAGAAGGCCACAGGGACAUUGUUGAACUGCUGCUGAGCCACGGCGCUGAUAUAGAUUACAAAGACGCAGAUGGACGCCCGACACUCUACAUAUUGGCACUUGAAAAUCAGCUGGCCAUGACAGAGUAUUUCCUUGAAAACGGGGCAAAUGUGGAAGCUUGUGACACUGAGGGUAGAACGGCCCUCCACGUGUCCUGCUGGCAAGGGCAUGUUGAAAUGGUGAGGCUGCUGAUUAACUAUCACGCUGAUGUGAAUGCCUGUGACAAUGAGAAGCGAUCUGCCCUCCAGUCUGCUGCAUGGCAAGGACACACAAAAGUUGUGCAGUUUUUGAUAGAGAAUGGCACACAUGUGGAUCAUACAUGCAACCAGGGAGCAACAGCACUAGGCAUAGCUGCACAAGAGGGUCACAUUGAUGUUGUGCAAAUACUCCUUGAAAAUGGCGCCGACCCCAAUCACGCUGAUCAGUUUGGACGCACAGCAAUGAGAGUGGCAGCAAAAGGCGGCCAUUCAAUGAUCAUAAAACUUCUGGAAAAGUAUGGGGCCACAACUUUAAAUGGCUGCAAUCCCUCCCCAGUACACACCAUGGAAGAAAAAACCCCAUUGGCUGUGACUGGUAAAAUGCAGUCCCUCACCAUCAAAUCAAGCAGCUCUGGCAGCACCGGGGCAGGAGAUAUGCAGUCGUCUGGACGUGGUCUACCCAACGGACCUGUCCAUGCUUUCAGUUCACCAUCAGAAUCUCCUGAUUCCACAGUAGAUAGACAGAAAUCCUCCCUAUCAAAUAAUUCCCUCAAGAGUUCAAAGAACUCCUCCUUGAGAACCACAUCGUCCACAGCCACAGCACAGACUGUGCCGAUCGACAGUUUUCAUGGACUGACAUUCACUGAACAAAUCCAGCAGCACUCACUGCCUCGCAGCCGGAGCAGACAGUCUAUUGUGUCCCCUUCCUCUACGACUAAGUCCAUUGGUCAGCAGCCAUCAUCUCCAUCCAAUGACUUUGACUGGUCUCAGUUAAAACCCAGUCUCAAGUCAACAAAGGGAAGUAAGACCGGAAAUGGGACAUCAAAUAGCAAAGGAGCACUGGGAGACAAGAAAAAAGCCAAGAACAGCGGAUCAACCCAAGGUCAGGUUCUGGAGUACGAGAUGACACAGUUUGACAAGAGGAUUGCCCUCAACAAAUCAGUAGCGAACAUUGCGGUGAAGGAUCCCCAUUGCAAGAUCAUGAUUGGUGGUUCAAUUCGGCAGGAAAGGGGGCAAGGCCAAGAUCAAUUCUUUAUCCAGCAGCAGAGCUGUUCUGAGAAGAAGAGGAAUGGCAUCAUGACCAACCCCAACUAUCAUCUACAGGGUAAUCAGGUUUUCCUGAGUAGGGUAUCAGUUCCUCGGACUGUCCAGAACAGAGGCCACCAGGAUGUUCUAGAGAACUAUCCCAUAGGGGAAACCGAGCUAAGCCUUAAACAAGCCCUGAAACUGCAGAUUGAAGGAUCAGACCCUGGGUUUAACUACAAAAAGGAGACUCCAUUAUAGCUGGUAAGAGAUACAUUUCAAAAUAGUCCUCCAGUAUGUGCUCUUGUUGAAAUACAUCAAGCAUUUGUCUCAAAGUUGAAAUUAAGGUCAGGGUGACAGCACCUAGGCAAGACUUUGGCUUGUCUGUUCAUCUACAGUGGCUAAUAUAGAGGCCAAUAACUGACUUUUAGUUGAUAAUGGAUUGCACUCAACACGACCACCAUUAGUUGGAUUUAAUCAGACUUGCAUGAAGAAUGCCUCAAACUGGAUAAGCCAACUUUUUCCUCCCAAGCAAAACAUUAACCCAAGUCAUUCCUGUACUGUUUCAGAUGUCUUGAAUGCCAUUCGUCAUGCAGACAUUGGAGGGAAUGUGCCAAAGCAACUGUUUUCAUCUCCAUAAAAAAAUACUAGAUUUAUUUAAUCAGUGGGAGACCUCAAAAUAAUACCUAGGGAUGAUUGUUGAUUGCUGCCUAAGGCUUACGUGAACUGAUACAUCGAUGUGCCUACAUCUGUUACAGCCUUCUUCAUGUAUUCAUGCAAACUAUCAUUUUAAUUUAAUGUAAUGCUAUUUAAUGAACAGUGUAUGCACUUUUAAAAGAGUAAAAUGACAGACAUGCUUUUGUUCUAUUCACUUUGUAUCCCAUCCAUGUUUUAUCAAAGUAAUUGUUUGAGAGAAACAUACCAAUGCUUUUUUAUUAUUUUAUAUUAUGUUUGUUCGGUCUACUUUUUCACACUGACAGCAAUGUACCACUGAGUACAUUGUCACAAACCACAGGACAUAACAGUAAGUGAUGCCAUGGUAUGAAUUUAAGCGCAUUGAUAGUCUGCCUUUUCUAGAGACCCCAAAUAAUCUGUGUUAACCUUGAUCAGUGUGCUAAACCUAUGUUGUGUGUAAUAUGUUAAUAGCUAUGGCAGUUUACUUCACAAGUAUAUACAAGCAUAUUUAUUUUUGGAAAAAAGCCACUUUUGCUGCAUUUUGUGUCGCAUUACGCUCUACCAUGGUGCUGUGUUCAGAAGUUGCCUGCAGUUAUUUUGGACUCCCAGUUUUGUUGGCUUUGUGCGUUUGUGUAUUAUUACAAAUAUCCGAGAAAGAGGGAGGUUCAUUGAAAAUGAAAAAAAAAAAAAAAACCACGUUCAUUUUGUCCCUAUGGGAUUCUUCAGUUGCUUGUGUGUUGUUAUUUUGUGUGUGCAUAAAAAAUAUUUAAAUAACCCAUUGUGUACCGUCAGCAGAAGUUUGGUGCUAAAUGCAGCGAUUUCAAGUGAAAGCAGCGAUUUAGAAAAUUGCAUUUGUCUGAAGAGUUACAUGUAUAACCUACUGCAAUGCAAGAAACAAAAUUCAAGCUUUGUUUCCUUCUUGUCAUGUGGUUAAUUUCCAGUAAUUUCCUGCUGGAUUUUUCAGGGGCAUGACACAAAACGGCUCAAAAGGGUUCAGCCAUUAAGACAACUCAUAGCUGUGAAUGAUAUUGUUUGAAAUGCCGAGUUGUAAAGCCAAAGUUGAAACAACGUGACUCUGUCCCACCUUCUCCCUGCGAGAAGCUGAGUAUCAGUUCAACAGGACUUAACCCCGCGGGAUAUGGAGGGGAGGAGGUGCUCGACUGUGACGCUGAGGGAACUGGAACAUCUGUUUCUCAUGAACUGUUUGGAGCUGCGUUAGCGUUUACAGACUGUGUCAUAUUUUUGCAGGCUUUUCAUAUUGUCAACAGUGAGCUAUUUUUUGCCAAGAACUGGGAUUGGGGGGAGUAGAAACCUAUCGCAUGCACAACACUUAUAAGCCCUAGUGAAAGCUCUCAGCUCUUCAGUACUACAGUAGCUCAAACGUAUGCCAUGAAGGGUCAAUAGAAGGAUUCAAGGCAGGAUCGGGUCUAGAAACAGUGUUGGAAACAUACUGUAUAGUCUUAUUAAGCAGUUAUCUUGUUUGUCUUGACUGUGUUUUGUCUGUCAUCUUUGAUUUGACUGUCAGUGAUUGGAUUGUAAAUAGCUUACCAUGUACAUUCAACUUUCAUUUAAAAGAAUUCCUGUAUUAUAUGAAGUGGAAUUUUCUGAUGUAUAUUAAAGUGCUUAAUAAACAUAUUUGCUUUACUGCUGAAA
Molecule: messenger RNA, 7017 nt
Organism: Chelmon rostratus (copperband butterflyfish)
Lineage: Eukaryota; Metazoa; Chordata; Actinopteri; Chaetodontiformes; Chaetodontidae
Gene: ankrd50
Product: ankyrin repeat domain 50
Exons: 5
Coding region: 670-4950 (1426 amino acids)
Molecular function (GO): protein binding
Source: RefSeq, a predicted model, not a curated record